AUGAAUGACCCAGCUCAGGCGACUCAGAAGAUGGUGCAGCUUGCAAAGUGCAGGCUGGGUGUGGCAUAUAUUAAUAUUCUCAAGAUCCAAAAGUCACUGGUGUUUGGCAAAUAUAAUAACCAUCCACAGGUCAAGAGGGAGGUGAACAAGCUAAUCACAUUCUUCAAGAAAGAAGGAAUCCUUGUGAUGCAAGAAGAUACUGCCAUUCCAAUGAUGUUGUCAAGAACAUGCCUAAAAUACUCAAAGAACAUCAUGCAUGGGAUUGUCUCUCUUGAGAAAUACUAUCAUAAGAUCAGUGAGAUGAAGAAACUGACAAAAGAGCAUGUCACCGAGUAUAAUAGCCUUUGCAAUGAACUUGCUGGGCUGCAAGGUGCAUUGAUUUUAAUGGGCAAGUGGGGAAUAAUCAUAUAUGAUAAAGACACAAUCGUAGUGCAUAUGACCAAGGAGGUGUUAAUUGGCAUCUUGCGUUUAGUAAAGGCAGCAUACAAGAAUGCACCAGAGGAGGAGCAGUUGCAGCAGCACAGGGAGAACUGCACCUUUAGUACGACAUUGGCCAAAGUCCUCAGCUAUGAGAAACUUGUAUUAAUGCUUGCCCUCGAUCUCCUACCAUUGGGACCUUAUUUCCACCGUCAUAAAGAGUUCCAUAUCACUUUGCUGGCUCAAUCAAUCAAUGUUUUGAUGGAGAUGUUCAUCCAAUUUAUUCAGUUGCAUAGUCAUAUACUACACCUGCUUGCAUCCAACAUCUUCCUAGACUAUGCAACAGAUAUUGCGACUAAGGCUCCAAACUACACCACCAGCCUGAACAACUACUCCAAUUACCUAUUUUAUGACAGGGUGACAGCAAGAAUAACAGUGUGGCUGAUGCCUGAAGAUGGUGUGCAAGAGGCGCCUUUCCACUACUAUGCAGAUACGUCCUCAACAUUUGCUGCAUUUGAGGAAGUUAGUGGUUGGUUCAAGCCUCUGCUGUUGCACUAUCGCACACAUUAUUUUUACAAACAUCUGAUGGAUAACGAAACAGAAGUUAUGUUUACAAAGCUCCACAAUGACCUGAGGGUGAUUAAACCUAAAAAGUUGAGGAGGCAAUGUUUACCUACUUUGCUGCACCUCCAGAACAAGCUAACUACCACAAUUGCUUGUAGUCAGCAGAGCAAGCCUUUCAAGGACCAAAAGGAGAUCAAUGAAAAAUUUGAGAGAAAGACAAUGAAGUGGAAGAGGUGGUUAUGGUAUGAUGGUGUUGAGAUUCCAUCAGAUAUUGCCCCAACCACAACAGCCUCACUCAUAGAUGAUGAUCAUGCUAUAGAUGAACUGGAGAUCAAUUCUUCCCAUCUAUGCAUACAAGCACUGAAGGAGGAUGACAGUGUCUUAUAUAACAUUAAGGAUACCGUUGAUCUUAUGAUUCCAGCCAUAGAAGGCACAGAGGAUCAAAACAUGAUUGAUGAACAAGAAGAUAAACAGGCCCUGCUGCAUACCUCUAUGGUUCCUGUGGUCACACAGAUACACAAGCCACAGCCUCAGAUAUUGACAAAUUUUGAUGAUCAUGCUAGCCUGUUUAAGACUCUGCAAACUAAGAAUAAAGGCAAUGCAAGGGCCAGUACUAAAACUAAAGAUCCUGUUGAUAAGCAAGGUGAAGGCAAUGGAUCCUCUGAUGGAAUAGUAACAGGUGCAGCUAUCAGUACAGGCACAACUACUGGCACCGACAUGAUCAAGGCGACUGUCCCAUCUAUCCGCACUGAUUGUGGUGGUGUGCUCAUUGCACCAUGGAGUUCCAAUAAGCUGGAAAGUUCCUUGCGACAUUCCACAUCAUACACUAUUAAAGAGGGCCAUGCCACAAAAGCUUCAAGGAAAGGCUGCAAGGACAAAGUCCUCCAGAGGACCGCGGGAAAUAUCUGGAGGAACUUCCAGAAACUCGGAGGAAUGGAGGAUCAGAUGAGCGGAGGAGCGGAGGAGCGAAGCUCUGGCCUAGGGAAUUCCUCCCUAGGCCUAAGGUGGAUAUUCAGAAGGAAAGAACUAACUGAGGAAGUACAGGAGUUUAUAUACUGGAGGCAAGUCGGUGCAGAUCAGUAA
Molecule: messenger RNA, 2064 nt
Organism: Suillus discolor
Lineage: Eukaryota; Fungi; Basidiomycota; Agaricomycetes; Boletales; Suillaceae
Exons: 22
Coding region: 1-2064 (687 amino acids)
Source: RefSeq, a predicted model, not a curated record